Asparagus officinalis (garden asparagus) is the source of this 1533-nucleotide messenger RNA. RefSeq names its product bifunctional riboflavin kinase/FMN phosphatase. Bases 93 to 1262 code for a protein of 389 amino acids. Gene Ontology annotation, molecular function: riboflavin kinase activity. Gene Ontology annotation, biological process: riboflavin biosynthetic process; FMN biosynthetic process. Lineage: Eukaryota; Viridiplantae; Streptophyta; Magnoliopsida; Asparagales; Asparagaceae. The record is from RefSeq and is a predicted model, not a curated record. The transcript has 12 exons.
UUCUUCGGAUUCCUACAAGAGCUGGAGAAGCACUUGAGAAGACAAUUAUCAGUAAUUAUUAUUUCUGCAGUAAAGUUCACUUGACCUUAUCUAUGGCUGCAUCCAAGCCUUUGGGUAGAAUGGUCUCACAUGUUAUUCUAGAUUUGGAUGGUACACUUCUAAAUACAGAUGGCAUCGUCAAUGAAAUAAUGAAAGUUGUGCUAGUAAAGUAUGGAAAGAAAUGGGAUAAGAGAAGAGCUCAGAGAAUAGUAGGGAAGACACCCAUGGAAGCUGUGACUGCUAUUGUGGAAGAUUAUGAGCUCCCUUGUAAGAUAGAGGAGUUUGUUUCUACAAUUACACCUAUGUUUGAUGACCAAUGGUGCAAUAUUAAACCUCUCCCAGGUGCAAAUCGAUUAAUUAAUCAUCUGAGGAGUAAUGGUGUGCCAAUGGCUUUGGCUUCAAACUCUCCUAAAUCAAAUAUUGAAGCAAAAAUAUCCUACCAUCAUGAUUGGAAAGAAUCCUUUUCAGCUAUCAUUGGUGGUGAUGAAGUGCAAAAUGGAAAACCAUCUCCUGAAAUAUUCCUUGAAGCUGCUAAAAGGAUGAAGACUGAUCCUUCGAACUGCCUAGUAAUUGAGGAUUCAGUUGAAGGGUUAUUUGUUCUAACCAUAUCAGGCCAGGUGUUACGGGUUGCGGUGCCAUCUCUUCCAAAGCAGGCUGGACUCUACAGUUCAGCAGAUGAUGUUAUAAAUUCCUUGCUUGAUUUGCACCCUGAAAAUUGGGGUUUGCCUCCAUUUGAAGAUUGGGUUGAAGGUACAUUACCGAUUGAGCCCUGGUAUAUUGGGGGACCUGUGAUCAAGGGAUUUGGUCGCGGCUCAAAAGUACUUGGGAUACCAACAGCUAAUUUAUCUGCGGAAAACUUUUCUGAUGUGCUCUCUGAGCACACAUCUGGAGUCUACUUUGGUUGGGCUGGCCUCUCAACACGUGGGAUAUACAAGAUGGUCAUGAGCAUAGGAUGGAAUCCUUAUUUUGAUAAUACUGAGAAGACAAUUGAACCAUGGCUUCUUCAUGAAUUUGAAGAUGACUUUUAUGGAGAGGAAUUGCGUCUUGUAAUUGUUGGCUAUAUAAGACCAGAGGCAAACUUUCCUUCCCUUGAUAGCUUGAUAGAAAGAAUUCAUAAGGAUGGCAAGAUAGCAGAGAAAGCUCUAGAUCUUCCAAUGUAUGCAGGUUACAAAGAUUCUCAGUACUUGAAGAGCUCUCUGCCACAGAGCAACUUCCACAAGUAAAUCUAUAUUGGAUAAUUUAUUAUGGUAGAUGUUAUUUUUUGACAUUAGGAAAAGUUAUCUGUUACCUUUCCUUUACAAAUUAUCAAAGAGUGAUAUCAAAUAAGUCAAGAUUCUUGAUCUUUGCAACAGACUUGCUCAACUUCGUUGCACUUCUUUUUUCAUCUAUACUCAAGCCAACUAUAAAUGUAAGGAUACACAUGUAAUUUGGAUAAUGAAUGUGAUAUAUUUUGACAAGCAUCUGGAAUUACAAAUGUUGUUCUAUUGCUAUAUA